Messenger RNA from Ahaetulla prasina, 799 nucleotides. It is a transcript of the gene COXFA4L3, whose product is annotated as chromosome 13 C15orf48 homolog. Lineage: Eukaryota; Metazoa; Chordata; Lepidosauria; Squamata; Colubridae. The transcript is spliced from 4 exons. The coding region runs from base 165 to 419 and encodes 84 amino acids. The record is from RefSeq and is a predicted model, not a curated record.
UGAGGGAGGGAGAAGGGCUCUUUAAUUCAUUCCAGGGAGGGGAUGAUAAAUUGGAAGGGAGAGGGGAAGACACCUGCCCACUUUGGUACCCAAACGAUGCUUCCCGAAGAUAACUUUGGAACUUUUUCCUUUUUCCUCCUCUCAGAGUUGCACCUGCUUACACCAUGUCAUUCUUCCGGUAUUUUAACAAGCAUAGAGAGCUGAUUCCUCUGGCUAUGAUUAUGACUACCACGCUGAGUGGGAUGGUGUACACAGGCAUCAGAGCCAUAAGAAGAUCAGAUAUAAUUAUUGAUAGGUGGCACAAUCCUGAACCUUGGGAAAAAGUGGAUCCCACCCAACCUCAAAAGCUGUUUUCGAUCCAUCAGAAAUGGGAGCCCAUCCAAGAACUGGAGGAGAUCCGAAAAAUUUACAAGGGGUGAAGUCCCCAGCCCUUCCAAACGACACUCUCUGAAUCUAGUGGAAUCAUUUCUGCACAAACUAGAGGAUCGAAACCAGUGUGCGGAAAUGCUUCUGCUACAUUUUUAGAGUCUCUCUCCAUUAUGUUUUGGAUUCUGGAGGAGAUUUACUGUUGGUUUUACAGAUCGCCCAGCCUAGAACUCUAUUGCGGGGAAAAGACAAAAACGUGUUACAAAGGCUGGCUUGUUGUCAUUUGUUUUGAACCCUGCCCUGUUGUCUUCUAGAAAGACAAACCAGCAUUUCUCCAUGUGUGAGCUUUAAAAAAAGAUUUGGGUUGUUGUUGGGGGGGAAAAAGAUACGUUGUCGUUUUACGUUUUCAAUAAAGUUGGAAUUUAUCAAGUCA